Molecule: messenger RNA, 14886 nt
Organism: Babesia bigemina
Lineage: Eukaryota; Apicomplexa; Aconoidasida; Piroplasmida; Babesiidae
Exons: 1
Coding region: 1-14886 (4961 amino acids)
Biological process (GO): protein retention in Golgi apparatus; protein targeting to vacuole
Cellular component (GO): extrinsic component of membrane
Source: RefSeq, a predicted model, not a curated record
AUGACGUGCAGGCUGAUUGACCGUCUGGACAUCAGCAUCCACCUGCCGCUCCUUAGCCUAUCAAAGCGCAAGCUGGUGAUAGAAUUGAACAAUGUGGUCAUGCUUCUGACUGCAACACCCGAGAACCAGUGGGACUCCGAGGCGUUCCGAGAUGAGUACCUUGUGCAGAAGGUCUCCACUCUUGCCGCGGAGUCGCUGGCGCAGGUCGUCACGGAGAUCAAGGGCCGCGGGUUUAUCUGGCGCACGGUUAUCUCGCUCCUGGAAAGCCUCGAGCUUAGAAUCAACAACGUGCACGUGCGUAUCGAAGAUUACACCACCAACCCAAAGGUUGCUUAUGCGGUGGGCUGCGUUGUCAAGUCGGCCGUGUUCUUGACCAGUGCCGACAGCGCGAGCACGCCACGUGACUCCCAGGGUUUCGAGGCGCCGUUCAGGCGGUCGUACUACAACGACAAUGGGCUGAUGAGCCCGGGGGUGAUUUAUCGCCGCAUAGAACUUGAGGGCGUGGGGGUGUACAUCGACCGGUUGGACCCGCUUCGCCCGGGGAUGAUGCAGAGCAGUGACGCCAUGCAACGUGGUUCCGUGAACAGGGAGAAUCCGAAGUCGCGUCACCCGUUCGUCGCGCAUGAUUCCAUCGUGGACGACGGUGAGGAGGCCGCCUUUGUUGAUGCCUUGAGCUACUCCGGCGGCGCGACUGCUGCGUACGGUUCCGGCGGGGGCCACCACAGGGGAGUGCAUUUCGCGCAUGUUCCCAACCGCGACCGGUUGCGGUACAGUUCUGGCGGCAGAGGCCAGCUCAGAAAGGCGUUCCGCAUAAAGGGGCGUCGGGCGGGUGACCGUGUCCGCAGCCGCCUGCUCUUCGCUCGACACUCCCACGACAGGGUGCAGAACGACCACUUCGGCCACCAGCGACCGCUUAAGGUUCUGGCGUCGAACAACUCCGUGUUCAGUUGUGCAGUAUCCAGACUGAUGAACUACCUGUCCACGGGCGAACACAACGCAGAGUGCGACGCGGUAUCUCGAAACGGUUGGCAGCGCAUCCCGGGAAGGGGGUUACGUAGGUCGCAGCGGCGGUACGCAAGCAUCUUCACGCAAAACGGCAGCGGAAAUGCGAAAGUCACGGGCCACGACAGCAGGUCGCCAGUGAAGAGGGACCCACGUGUUAGCCAGCGCAUCAUCCGUCGUCUGGCCAACUACGAGGCUGCGUCCACCUCCGAGAAUCAUCGUUUGUCGAAAAGCAUAACGUGCUUCGGCUAUGGAAACACUGCGACAGGCUCAUCGGAACAUGCUUGGUCGGAUCGUCGCUGUACACUGCGCCGCCUUCUCUGCUGCGACACUUCCCCCAGUGGCCACGGCUCGUCGAUUGACCCGGAUGCUCCAUAUAUGAGCCCUGUGGGUUACAACCUGUCAUCGGGAUCGACGUGGCGUAUACUCCUAAGCACGUUCUGCGACAUUAGGCACCCGACAGAAGAACAGCGCCACGAGUCAUUUGACAUGAUCCGUAAGUCGCAGGAAAGAUAUGCCCGCCGGCACGGUCGCACCGGGCAGUCGCCGGCGAAGGAAUGCCACGAGCAUGUGUCGACUCCUAGUAGUGGCAGCGUCAAAAAGUCUGAUUCGUUGGCAUCGGUGAAGAGCAGUGUUGCUGGUUCGGAAGGUACGGUGUCCGAGGCGACGGGCGACGAUGCCGGAUCAGAGUGCUCGUCGACGCCUUCGAGGGGCCCAUUCGGUUGCUUCUCAAACUGCGGCGAUGCUGCUUGCGCAGUUUCGGACGGCGACUCGGACGUUUUCGACGCCGGGGCGUAUAAGGCCGAGAAGGCUGCACCGCUGUCGUACGACGAGACGUGGCACACGCUUACCUCCAUUGGUGCCUCUGCAGGUGAAGGUGCGUCUCAACAGUCCGACGAGGUUCCCGAUGACGACGAUGUUUGCAUGGACCCCGCUGAACCGCCGCAUAGUUGUCAGGAUGGUGCGGCGUCGGAGGCGUGGACGAGGUACACGUUCGUGAUCAACCGUGACGAGGACCCUUCUUUGAAGGAGUUCUUCCUGAGGUCGUUGGAGGAGAUCACCCACAACUACAUUCUGAACCCUAAGGAGUGCAACGGCGUCCUGUCCUUUUACUUCUGCCUCUACCCCACGCCUCCCUUUGUCGCUCCACGCACGUGUUGGUCAGCGUGGGGCACCGAACAUUACUUCAAGCUGUACAAGGAGACAAUGGCGUUGGCCAAGAACUACCUGCCGCGCUGCUCAGUCUUCCUGCAGAUGGAGGGACUGAACAUCACGAUUUCGAAGGACCAGACUGACUGCUUGAUCAACCUGAUUUACGAAAGCAUCCUGAAGUACAUGAGUUGGCAGUCGGGUAUCGUUUACACGUUCGAAAACCCGCGCGCAUCCCCAGUCGACGAGAUCAUGUACAUGGAGUACUGGCCCCAGUACCUGUUGCUAGACCAGAACAGCAAGAACAAUGAAUUGAAGGAGUUCAUCAUGGAUUUCGAGAUACUGCACUCCAUGCAGGUCAUCCGGAUCCUGCGCAGCAGGGCUUCCGAGGGGCUCCGCAACCUUAUCCGCAGUUUCGGGGAGCGCCAUGGCUACGACUGCGACGUUAGUGAAUGUCUCACCGACGUGUUGCUCGUUAACAUCUGCAACCAGUACGACCGGGAAGCCGACGGGGAAGGUGCUGACAUAGACGACUGCUCGCGGCUGCAGGCGCGACUGAAGAUCGUUGGCGGCAUUUACGAGAUCGCGUCGAAGCACGCGAAAUCGCACAUAUUCUUGGAAUCGCUGCGCAAGAUAUGCCAGCCUGCCAUGUCAACGUUCGACGUGGUUGUCGAUGUGGUCCUGACGAAUGUUCGGAUAGUAUUCACGUAUGACCUGGAGCCUUACGAGGAGUCCAGCUCGAGCGCCAAAGCGUACGUGCUGUCGACCAAAGGUGCGCACGUGUUCAUUGCCGACGUGUAUGGGCGCGACGGUUGCCAGGUGAUUGAGACGGAAUUGCUGCCUUUCAGCAUUCUGAGCUUCCCGUUCAGCCUGUCCAGUGGUGACGCUGAGUCGCAGUCGCGUAAGGGCUGCCCGUGCCAUCAUCUGGACGGGCCCGCCACCGUGCUCUUUUCGUGCGGCGAGGAAGUCCAGGCCGCCGAAGUGAUGACGGAGGUCGAACCUGAACUCACUGGCGUAGCAGGAGGCCUGGAGAAGCUGAAGGCGUUGCGUCGUGACUUUGGUUUGGGGGCGUCACGACGUGCUGACGCUACUGAUGCGGUGAUAAGCGAUUCGAACUUGUACCUGGGCUUAAGCCUCAAUCGCUACUGCAAGCCGAACGACGCGGACACGCGAGUGCUCCUGCAUGUGAAUAGCGAUUUGUUCGGGCACGUCCGGUUGCUGGAUGAGUACAUGGAUUGCCUUCGUAUGUUGAGGCACAAUAAGAGUUUGCACGACACCCUCAACCCGGUCUUGGUGGGCGCCGAAAAGAAGGCUUUUCACCUCUCUCACGACCGCUCUGGUUUCUAUCAUGAGCUCUACCAGUUGAUCGACCUGGGUAUCGAGUAUGCGAAGAACCUGCAGCAGGGCGCGAUGCCGUUUCCGAACGUGGACUUCUUCAUCGAGCAGAACCAUCAAUGCGUGUUCGUCGUGGACGUAGGAUCAUCGGGCAACCGUGCUCCGUACUUCGUGUGCAUGGAAUCGUUCGCUAUGGCGAGCGACAUCACGCCGCGCCUGCUUGAACCGCGUGAUCGUGACUCCCCGUACGACUCCCAUAUCGCGAGAAUGUCCAAUUUGCGCGUGCUGUGCGUGAAUGGCGACUACAGCUUCUUGUCAGACGGCGGCUCGCGGCAGAUGUACAUGGGCGUAGGAGCGGGCGUGAAGUUAUCGGAUUACCUGAACAGGAUAACGUGUGCCAAAUCUGCGAAGGUGCGUGAAGACCCGGUGAUCUCGCUCUCAAUGUCGAAGUUCCAGAGCAACUUCGAGCUCAUUCGCAUCGGUUGUGAGAACGAGGUGUUCGUGAAGUUGAAGUGCUCCAACUCAGGUAGUUUGAACCGCGGCACUGCCAAGAUCGUGAUUACAACCGAUCUGGGUUCCGUGCACGUCUCACUUCGCGAAUGCGAUCUGCUGGCGCUGAUUGAUGCUUACUCCGAGUACGUAACGCUGUGCAACGAUAGCAAGGAGGUACUGUACCCGAGCAAAGCGCGGGACCACUUGCGCGCCAAGGCUUCGCAUGAGAGGUUCGGAACCGCUUCAACUGAUAUCCCAGACGUAUCGCCGCAUACGAGUGAUCACCACGACGAGUAUGUCUUCGACAGCCGUCAUGACGCGGUGUUCCGUUCGAUAGUGUCGCAGAAAUGGAAUGAGGUGCAGGAGGUCAUUGCGCAUCGCGCCCUCGAGACGUCGCGUAUGGUGCAGUUCGAGAUGAAGUUGGAUUAUUUGUACUUCGAAUUGCGUCGCCUGGUGCGCCUGGACGAUGGCACGAUCAACGUUUCGAGGCCACCAGGGUCCCAUUCCGGGACUUUCGAUUUCAGUGCAACGCCGACCAGCCCACUGCGUAGGACGCCUUCUCAUUCGGCGACGCGGUCACCGAUUGCGAGGCCAUCUAAGUACGGCAGUCGGGAGUUCAAUAGCGCCGAUGACAUGAUAAUCAUCCCCACGGAGCAUGCGAGCGCCUACAUGUUAAAGGGGUUCUCCGCAGGCGUUGAUCGCUCCUUUACUCUCAAGUCAUUUGAUGGGAUGUACCGUGAUUCCAGCCCCAAGAAUGCAAUAUCGCGUCAUGCAGCACUGUCUUGUGUGCAAUCGGUUCUCCAGCGCUUCGGCGUGACGUUGCCGCUGCUGAGCUGCAAGCUGACCGGUUUGGGCGUGAAGGCCAGGUGCUCGUCAGGCGUGGUGGACUGCCUGCGUGCGUUCGUGGGUUCGGUGGAGGUAGAGGACCAAACCAACUCGGUACCGCUCUACCUGUCCACGCUGUUCUCCGCCGGUGAUAGCACGCUGUUCUGGAGGUGGUUAAAGGUCCGCCGCGAAAUCCACAAGGUGCGGUCUGCGAUGGAAUCUUACAGUGACGACUUGAACGCGUCGAUGCGGCAUUUGUUACUUCGCAGCAGUCGCGGCGCUGCUUGUAGCAGGACUGAACGUGACGAUCCCACUCUACGCAGAACGCUGCGUCACAUUGAUUACUACAGCGUUGACUUCCGUCACCCCCUAUCCCAUGAGUACGACGAGCCACAAUUCUUCCGGCUGAAGGAAACCAGUGGCCACAUCUGUAGAGCGUACCAGCGGGUGGAGCAGUACCUCUCGUGUAUAAUGGACUGUACGCGGAUGACCGACAAGGAGGUCUUGCGCUCGGAGGCUGGGCGCAACGUGCGUUUACCGUUCUUCAUGAUGGCGUCCAUAGACUACGACGACAGCGGACGAGGGAAAUGCAAGGUUGACGUUUCCAACACCAUGGUGAACGUUGCUUGGGAGGUUGUUGACGAGUUGAUGGACUUCUGCAUGAGGCUUUCGAAGAAAAUGGCAAACAUUCCGCAGCCGUCCGCGCCUGUGGCGGAAUCGAGCCCUGCACGCAUGAACCUGGAGACCACGGUGACUGUUGAACAGUCCAACCUGAAUGUGCUCUGUGAUUCGGCGUGGGUUGGGUACAAGAACUUCGUCAACUUCAUGUGGUACAAGGUGCUGCGCGACUCCUUCCAUUCGGGCGACCCGGGCAGUGGUUCGUGCUCGCGUAGAUGCUCAAUCGCCGACCUAAGUGAGCACCGAAGCCACCUGUUGAUGAACAUAAACGAGCAUAUGCUGCAGCAACGCGGAAUGUUCCCGCACAGUUUAGGCCAGGGCACCAAUGCGUCCAUAAGCAGCGAAGCGCUGGUGCCUCACGUCAAGGCGCUGUCGUACGACAAGAGGCGGGAACACCAUUUGAGGCUACUUCCGAAGGAGCAGCUGUUCACCCCGAUGAAACGGCAAAGCGUGGCGACCAACGUCAGCUCCAAUACACUGAUGCGGUGGAGUUUCGUACACCGCCUUCUGCACGAGGUACACCGGAACGCAAUCCUCUCCACGCCGAUCUACUUGCGCCUCUCCGGGCGCGGCAGCAUUCACCUCAGCUUGAGUAGCGGAGCGCGUGAACCCAGCUGGUUGGACGGUCGGCCUGUUUCAACGAUGGGUGGGCUGGGCCGCGGUUUCACGGAUAAUGCCAAGGCGCCCUCCCACGAUUACCCGUCAUUGACCGUGUUUAUGCGUGCAUCUGGCAGCAACAUUUUCGGGGUCUUUUCGCGGCACUUCUCCUACCGCGUGCUGACCCCUUGCGGUUACGCCUUGACCGCCCUGCGGAAACGUGCACCGGCCGGCGAGGAAUUCUACCGACAACAGAUUGACUUCCUCAAGUUCAUACGGCAGCAUCGCCAACGCGACUCCAAGUUCUUCGAGCUUCUUGCGUUGUCCAAGCAGACCCUGUAUGACUUCAACGAGUGCGUCGAUUCGAUGUUCAUCGAUCCGUGCCGUUUGGAAGUUUCCGGUGGCGUACUACUGCGCCCGGACUCGACGUCCUUUGGGCACCGGGAGUUCCCCCAGAGCCUCUGCAUGACGGUGUCGUUUGAGACGGUGAGGUGUUCGCUCUCUUGCGUCGACAUUCUGUCCUUCUGCAGCUUGGCUGGGCUGGCUGGUUCAUGCCUGAGUAUGCAUACAUCCGGUGACACUGUGCCCAGCACCGCCGUUGCCGCCGAGCCUGCACAGUCACCACUUUCUCCGGUGGCAGCGGCGCCUGAGACUCCCAGCAACGCCAAGGAGCUCGUGGAGGACAGCAGCACCGGCGCGGAUGAAUUCCACUCAUGCGCUCCCACCUCGUCGGAAGGUGACUGGGUCAGUGUCAAGUCCGACGCGGAGAACCAAGUGGAUAUCCGCAACCCUGUGGAACGCAGGAGUACUGGUCUGAGGAAGUCCGGCAGUAGGUCAUCUCAAGCUUCGAAUACCGGUUUCCUGGAGCGGCUUUUGUCCGGCUUCAGCGUUGGUGUGAAGGUCGCCUUUAACCUCGUUUACCUCGAGGUGUCCAGCAACUACGUCAACGAGUUGCGGAAUAUAUUCACUGCCUCGUUGGAGGAUUUCGAAUUCCUAUUGUGGUCUAACCGCGAAAAGAGGCAAUCCGUCCUGUCGUAUGCGCCUUCCUUCGCGUCGGCGCAAAACGUUGGGGUAGCCGAUGGGAAGGAUUGGGUGAACGCUCAUUUCAAUGAGUCCAUAUCCUUGUCCGAGGUCUAUUCCUUUAGCAUAAACGACAAUAUAUCGCUCUGCUUUGGUGCCAUCCAGUACAUCUUAUCGCAGCAGAUUUCGUCGGAGGAAUUGCACCCGCAUUCGGAGCGCUCAAACCCUUCGCGGCUGGGAUUCGGCGUCAUUGAGGAUCCCAUAUCGCACCUGUCGUCUUCCACGAGCUCCGCGCAUCCACUGCUGAAGUUCGAGUCGCAUUUUUGCGUGACUUUGGACAUUUGCAAGACGUCUAAACGUGAGAUGGUCAUGGAGCCGGUAACAGUGCGCUUCCGAGGCAGCAAGGCCUCGAUGUCCUCCAAGACCAUCGCCAGCCUAAGCACGUCGUGGAUCAACCUCAACAUUUCGCUCAUCGGGGCGGAGUGCGUUUUCGGCUUCAUGAGGUACAUCUCGGAGAUGGCGCGCCUCAGAAUUGCCCUUGUUGAGCAGCAACAGGACGACUACCACGCAUUCCAGCCGCCAGUUGCGUGCAGGUCGGAUGGCGAUAUUGUGACCACCAUGAUGCCCAUAUCGGCGCUGAAAAACGCAUCGCAACUCAGUUUGUCCGCAUCUUCGCAUGCGACACUGGGGUUGACGAACCCCUCGCUGCCGGUCUGGGAAAUAUCGUCUGCAAUUGCUUUUAGGAUAGAAAAUAACCUGUUUAGAUGCGCGAGGAUGUUGGAUUUGCACGCGUGCCUGCUGGCUGCCGUUAGGCCGAUGAGCUCAUUCAAACUAGAGGGCGACGCGGCCAGUGCCUCCCCCUUGGCCUGCCACGGGCUUGCUCCAUCUCACGACGUGGUCGGUCGCGGUGGCAGCUCGCGGAGAGAAAUAACCCGCGAUCAGCAAUCGUACCUUCUGAACUCAUUGGGGCAGCCUAUCGCAGUCUGUCUGUAUGUCGAUUCGUCAUUUGAGAGUUCUGAGGAUUGCACGUGGAGGGUCGUCGAAGACGGGGACAGUUGCGUUCUCCCGGUGGGGCACUACGGCAUCAUUCUGCCGUUUGUCGUGCGCAUUCAGCUGAACAACUGCGUAUACGAGAUACCGUCGUCGAUGUUGAACCUGACCCAGGAUGAGGAGCUCAUACUCCGCCUGGACGUGUCACGCAAAUACUUGCGAGGCCGGCAUCAGAACCGCAUGGCGUUCCUGCGCACCAUGCGCCCGGACAGGUCGAACACGCAAAUGUACCGGUUUGGCGUUAGCACCGCUUGUACGCGUUUCCUGGUCAGCGACUUCGCGUCGUCGAAGCACUCGGGCCGUCUCCCCACCUCCCACGUCUCUGGUGGUUGGAGGCAACGUGUGUUGAAACGUAUCAGGGCCAUGCGCAGGGUUCCUGGCGUGCCGCUGCAUCUGUUUGAGCAUGAGGAGUUCAAGUACGCGUACGUCAUGGUAAAAACGCAGCAGAGCGUGGGUAGCCUCAUCAGGUCGAACGCGUCUGCAACAAGCCACUUCAGCCUGCAGUUGUCGUCGACGCUCUGGAUCAGCAACCAGUCGCAUGAAAACCUGGUGGUGUUCCCCUCGGUGAGCAUGGACGCUGCGAACCGCGUGGUGCCGAGCUCGUCGCUGGUUUGGCUUUCGCCCAACGCCCCGGCGACCACUACGCUACCGCUCGCGAAGAACACCAUAGAGAGCAACAAGAUGAUGGCGGUGGUGAAAGCCGUGGGCAACAACCUUUUCAAGCAGCUGACGCACAUUCAGGACUCCAAGCAACCCAUCAAGCGCCUUGUGCCAGCCCACGUGUUGCGGCCGCUCAGCACCAACGAGGAUGCCUCGAACCGCCCUCAGGACUUUAAACUGCAGCACCUGCUUCUGCGGGUGUAUUCAUACGCGCAGCAACGUGUGAGCGUUCCGUUGUCGUGGACAAUCGAGCCGUCGUGCACCAUUUGCGUUUGCCUGCAGGACGAUUUCCCGCUGAACGUCGGUGGCGGCGAGUACGCCGUGCACGUCAAUCGUGCUGACCGUUUAGCGUUCGAGUUCCCGGAGGACAUGCCCCCGCACUUCAAAGGCGACGUGCUGCUCUCCAGCACUUCGGUGCAGCAUCUCUACGACUCGUUUGAGUUGCCGCGCAUAAAGACGCCAAUACCGGACUACACGUCAAGGGUGCACCUGGGUAACGUCGGACCUGACGACAUCUUGGCAACAGGGCUCAAUACCGGGUUUGUGCAGGAUCUCACGGUGUCCUUAAAAGGGCGCGAUGCCAUACGCACCAAAUCCAUUACGCGCUGUGCCACGGCGGUGAUGGGAUCGCCGACUGCAAACAGGACGGCAGGCCGUAGGAACUCAGAAACGCUGCUGGGUAACGAAGCAACUUCCGAUUCUUCAGCGCGUGAAGAAGCCAAUGUUAGAUCAUCUCGCAACCUUUCCCCGGCACAACUCUUGUCGGAGCAUGUAAACCGUCACGGCAGCAUUAGUUCGGACACAACGCCCGAUGCUGCCACCGGUGUACCAAGCGCUUUGGUUAAUGUGCCCAGUGCUCCGGAUGUAAAGACGGACGGGUCAGAAAGCGUGUCGGAAGGGUCUAACAAGAUCGCGUUCUCGGACGGAUCCGACCGUCGUUCCGCAUAUGCGGUGACUUCGAAAACGUUUGCGCACCUUGCGGUGGCGUCCGACGUCAGCAGCGGGAGCCCGUCUAACGGCAUGCUGCUGCGCCGGCGUUCUCGUGUGGAACACGUCACGUCGCUGCGCAACCACAAAUUCCGCAGCGCCUCGGUAGACCACAGGCCCAUGUUCGAGGUUCCGGAGGAUACUGACCUGCCGCCAAAAGCAAUCCUCUCCGCAACUCUUAUAGAGGUCACUUCCUCAAUGAGAUCAAGUUUCGGUACAACGGUUGGGCGUUCGGGAAUACGACACUACGAAAUUUCACUGGAGAGCUGCCAAGUGGUGGAGAAUAUGAUGCCGUUCGAUGUCCACAUACUGAGCCCAGUGACUUACGAUUACCUGAAGGCUGCGAACCCCUCAGAAGGCGAUGUCGCCGCGGAAGUGCCGUUUUACCCCGUGCCGAUAAAGGCGAGCGGCAGGUCGCAGUUUUCGUGGUACAUUAAGAACGGGCGUUUUGUGCUGAGGGAGCUAUUGAGUCGUGAAUUCAAUUUGAAGGUGCCAACAGAAGCUGUGUCCGUUUCUAGGUUGCUGUUUGAAGCCAUGCAGCCUAAAUUCGCCGAUGCGUUCGCAGCUCUUCACGAUACGACCGAGACGGAGGAUUCCGCAACGACAGAAGCGGUUGCCACCUGCCCACUGUCUAGGAGACUUGUGGUCUCCAUUGAGGUCAGCAAGAAGCCUCUCGACCCGGUUGACGAACGUGGCGGCUUGGUCAAGCGUUAUCUGGCCAGCUCCCAGUUGGUGUGCACCAUAUUUGCCGACAAGUGGAUUGUGAAUUGGUUGGAGUAUCCGAUAUCGUUGUGCCGCGGUGACGGCAGGUACAAGCAGACCAUAGCUGCACAGAAUUGCACCCUGGUCAGCCAAGAGCUCUCUUCAACCAGCCUCCAGCUGGCGGUGCGGAAAAACACGCUCCAGAAGAUAUCGAAUUUCGAGAAUUAUCCCAUGCGCUCGAAACGCCGACUGUUCAGUUUGGACCGCUCUAGCGAGACGCAUGUCAUGUCGAGCAGCUUCAGCUUGCCCGACUUGGCUUACUCCACCUGCGAUUUCCCCGCUACGCUGGAGUGCCCCAAGCUACAUUACCUCAUCUCCACUUCGAUGGCCCCUGCCCCGUUCUACCGUACGAGCGUGCUCGAGAUACUGCCACAGACAACUGUGACCAAUGAGUUCAAUCACGCGCUAUGGCUUCGCGAACCGGAUGCGCCCACCAUGGGCGGAUCUAUUGAUGAGAACCGAUCGGCCGGCUACUACCUCGUGGAGCCCGGGGAAACCAUAGAAUUCCACUCACAGGUGAAGGGGGAGCUUAUUCUGGAGAUAACUGGUGUGGACCCGCGCAGCGUCUUCGCAUCGGCAGGAACGCCAAAUUCCCCGGAGGCUGCCUCGCCGUUCACCAUCUGGUCGUCGGGGAUAUCGCUGAAGCCUUCAGCUGUUGUUCAGCUGCGCUACCCGGCAUCGCUGCAGCAGCUUAAGAAGCUGACCGGGCGUUCAAACACUCCUCUUUUGAGCCCGCAGUCUCCGCAGGAGGAUGCGCACCGUGCCGCUGCGUCACCAUCCGGCGUGCCGCGGCCGCUGCGCUACGGUCUCUGUGAGGUUGAGAUAAGGAUGCACCGUGGAGCCAAGAUGGUGCGCUUCAUGAAGCCUGCGGUGGCCGAGUGGGUGCUGCUGAACACGACAGGUGUUGACCUCUGGGUCCAGCAGCUGGGAGUGCCCGGCUACGGGGAGGUGCUACCUGCAGUCGGUUUGGCAACUGGAGCCCUGACUGAGCGCUACGCCGGGCUAGGCGUCCCGUUCGCAUGUUACGACCCCUUCAAGGAGCACACCUUGUUGUGCAGGUUCCACCUGAACAUGCGCGCUUUCAGGAUGCUGGUGGGCCAACACGGCAAGGGCAACCGCCGCAAAAACGACCCCUCCGUGGGCAACGUGCGCGCGGAUAACUCUGACAGCUUAUUGGGCGUUCUACCGCUGAGGCACGUGCUGAAUCGCCGCGCCGGCCGCGUUGCGCGUGUCAAGGGGGCGCUGAGGGUGAACCUCAGCCGGGUCGAGUCCAUGCGCUGCAGUGCGGUGUUCCACCUCAGGUACAGCAACACCAUCAUAUCCAUGCGGCUGAUAGCCCAGACGUGCGUCGUCUUCGGCCAGAAGACGCUGCACUUCACCGCCAUGCGCAUUCCAACGCGUGGGUUGUCCAGGUUCCAGAGGAUCAGGCCCUUGCAAUUCCUCCACCUCUACUCCGUGCUGAAGGACAAGUUGACGGUGCCACAUGACAUGCGCUACAACAGGAGUGGAACCUUGCGCCUUCUCAGCCGCGCAGGCGGCGCUAUUCGUAGGAUGAUGCCUGCCGCGUUGUGUGGUGAUGGGCAAUCGUCCCUGCUGUCAUUCAACGCAUCCAGGAUCAUGCGGCGGGUGCGGGCGUGCUUCACGGCCAAGUCCGAACGCGACACCGUGAAUGAGACCGUGGUCACGCCGACGGCGCGGACUCGCACGCAGCGCGCUGGUCUCUUCAACUGGGAGUAUGUCCUCCAGGUGAACAUUUUGGGCCUUGGUACGGCGAUUUGUGGCGGCAUUGCGGAGGAGCUCCUGUACAUCUCGAGCACCUUGAUCAAGCUCCAGGUCAUGCUGGACAACGACGAGCACAUGCUCUCCCUGUCUGUCGCCUGGAUACAGUCCGACGUGCACGACUCUUCUACGUGUUACCCAACGAUGCUGCGCCCGUUGGCCACUUGGCACUCCCCUGCGCACGCGAACGAGAUGAAGCGCCGUAGCCGCAUCCGAGAACACUUGGGGGCGAAACAUGACGCCGGCGACGAGCGACAGCAGACAGAACCGCACGUCAUAACCAUCAAGUUCAAUACGCGAGGAAACCACUACCUCAGCGUGCGCGAGAUCACCAAUUGCAGUAUCGAACUCGAGCCUCUGAGUUUGAAUCUGGACACCCGAGUUGGGCAGGCGUUGCUGAUGCUGGUGGACGAGUACAUAUCCGUGUUUGGGUUUUCCGGCGCGACGUCGGACUACUUCGCAACGGCCAACGUGGGUAUCUUCUCCAACGUGGAUAGUUGGCUGCGCGGCUUCGAUGUGGUGAGCUACCCAUUGCGGGAGGUUGCCCGCAGCCAGUUCAGCAGUAGCCUGAGCUCGGGGACGCGCUACAACAUUUCGAACCUCCACGUGGGCCGCAUCAUGCUGGCCAUCAAUGUGCGCAGGUCGGGGUCGCGCGCCACGUUCGAUUUGCAGGCGCAGAACGUGAUAAUACGGUACCUGAUGCACAUUGUCCGCCGCAUGCCGCACAUCAGCGACGCGAGCAUCAUCCUCGCGCAGGAGUCGUUCUUGGAGCUGUGCUGCACGCCGUACGCGCUGAUGUCGCACUUCUCCAUGCGCUACAUCACGCAGAGCGUGCAGCAGAUCUACAAGGUGCUGGGAGCAGUUGACCUCAUUGGCAAUCCGAAGAUAGUUGUGCACCACUGGAUGAACGGCUGUUGUCAAGCCAUCUCCAUCAUGCGGGAAUCGUUAGAGUAUCUGCACCUACCGCCCGUCGUCGUUUUCCUCUGGUUCCGCUCAGUGUCACGAAUGGGCGUCUCUGUGGUAUCGGGUAUCGCGGACGCAGUGUAUCGUUUGACGGGUAGUUGGUACCUGAUAUUCAACAGGCUGGCGUGCAACGCCGACCGGUACGCGGUGAUACUAAUGCAGGAGGCGUUCAGCAAGAGUCUGGACCAACCGAGCAACGUAAUGGAGGGUAUCGUGUUCGGUGGUCGAUCCGUCGGGCGCAACCUUUACGUUAGCGUGGGCAACUUCGCCCUCAAACCGCUUCAUCAGCUGUUAAAGUGCAUGUCCGCCAUCAAGACUGCGAAGGCAAUCAACGGGGACGUUACGAUGGCGUUUUUGCACAUCUUCGGUUCCCUGUUCUCGUCCAUGGCAAGUUUGAUCUUCGGAACGUUCUCGAGUCUGCUGAGCGGCAUAUCGGUGGUUUCGCAGGGUUUGCUGCACCAAAUCCAUUCGGCGCCGAUGUUGUCCGCCAUACGCCCGCAACGUUCGCAUAACUACCUGAAGACUUCCGGGCCCUUGCGAUACAACUUCUUGGAAUCGUGGUCCAUGUGCGCCUCGGAGCAGACGACAGGCGUCAAGGAGCUGCUACUGCUGCUGCCGUUGGACGGCAAGCUGAAGCUCUUUGACCCCAUGUACACGGCGACGUCGCACUGGUCUGCCUUGUCGGCCCACAUGGCGCUGAUAAGCCCUAUUACUGUUUGCACCCCGGCGUCCGCGCUGCAGACCUUCUUCUGGAUAAACCGCACCCAUGUCGGGCUUUUGCACCGGCGCAAGACGUUGUGGAAGUGCGAGAGCAAGUCGAUUUGCAGCAUUGAGAUCUUCCGAGUGCCCGCCACGUGCUACCAAAAGCCCGAGGGAGUGCGCUACGAAGAUUCUGUCUCGGCCAUUAUCACCGCAAAGGCCGCCCGCAAGUUCUUUAGCGCGAGCGAUACAUUCUACCUCCGUGUUGUACACAUAUCAUCGGAGUCCUCGCCAUCCAUUCGCAGGGGCCCGGCGGCGGUGCCGCCCCCGUUGUUGCAACGCUUACAGGAGGAAGCCACGUUCCCGUCCGAUGAUUGCGCCCCUGGACGUGCAAAUGGGAUGCAUCUGGGUCGCACGAGGGCAGCCGGGUGGGACUCCGGAGAGCAUGCUACUACUGUGCGUCGACCAGAAUCUGGAAAGGGCCCGGCGAGGAUAACGUCAGCUCGCAGACUUUACCAGGAAUCGGUAGACUCCGGAAGCUCAGAGUUCGCCGGAAUCACUAUUGACAAGUACGAGCGCCGGAUGCAAGAUUUGCCUAUGUUCAAGAGCAGCGCCGAGUUAGAGCGUCUCUCAUCGCAGUCCAGCAGCAGUAGGAACCGGAUGGACGAGGCGGAUGGAGCAAACGGUCAUUGGUAUGAGACUGGGCUCAACGGAGAGCCAAACUCGUGCACCAGUUCCUAUGAGCGUGUCGCGAGGCGCUCUUCCGCCCGCCGCGUGACCCUCGGGAGCACCGCAAAGAUGGCCAAGGUGGUCCGUCUGCCGAACAUGGAGACCGCCAGGCUGUACUUUACGCUGUUGGUUUCGGUGCUGCACGAAGCCACACUAUAA